UCCAGCAGGUAAAGUUCCCUAAAAUUCACAGAAGAAAUUUUGGAACUUUUCUCUGAAUCAUCAAACAUUUACCGUUUUUCUCCUGGGAGCUGAAGAUAUUUUAGAGAAGAAUUAAUCUUCCGUUGCUCCAGUUGAACAUUUUCUAGCAAUACGAGCCAUGGAAAUAGAGCUCUGCACCUGCUUCUUUCUGUGCCUCUUGCCAUUCAGCUUUAGCGCCACCAGAAAAUACCACCUGGGCGCAGUGGAACUGUCCUGGGACUACAUGCAAAGCGAACUGCUUAGUGAGCCGCCCGUGGACACAAGGUUUUCCCCUGGGGGGCCGAGACCGUUGCCAUCCAGCACGUCAGUCAUGUACAGAAAGACUGUGUUCGUAGAGUUUACGGAUCGCCUCUUCAACAUCGCCAAGCCCAGGCCACCGUGGUUGGGUCUGCUAGGUCCUACCAUCCGGGCCGAGGUUUUUGACACAGUGGUCAUUAUACUCAAGAACAUGGCUUCUCACCCCGUCAGCCUUCAUGCUGUUGGUGUAUCCUACUGGAAAGCUUCCGAAGGUGCUGAGUAUGAGGACCAGACCAGCCAGAAGGAGAAGGAAGAUGAUAAAGUCUUUCCUGGUGAGAGCCAUACCUACGUCUGGCAGGUCCUGAAAGAGAAUGGUCCAAUGGCCUCUGACCCACCGUGUCUCACCUACUCAUACUUUUCUCAUGUGGAUCUGGUGAAAGACCUAAAUUCAGGCCUUGUUGGAGCCCUGCUGGUGUGCAAACAAGGAAGCCUGGCCGAAGGAAGGACACAGACCUUGCAUGAAUUUGUUCUCCUGUUUGCCGUAUUUGAUGAAAGGAAAAGCUGGCACUCAGAGACAAAUGAGUCCUCGGCACAGGCUCCUGCUCCUGCAUCUGUUCAGGCCGCGCCCGAGGUGCACACGGUCAAUGGCUACGCGAACAGGUCUCUGCCAGGCCUGACUGGAUGCCACAAGAAAUCAGUCUAUUGGCAUGUGAUUGGAAUGGGCACCACCCCUGAAGUGCACUCAAUUUUUCUUGAAGGUCACACAUUUCUCGUGAGAAACCAUCGCCAGGCCUCCUUGGAGAUCUCACCAAUCACUUUCCUUACUGCUCAGACAUUCUUGAUGGACCUCGGCCAGUUUCUACUGUCUUGUCACAUCUCUUCCCACCAGCAUGAAGGAAUGGAAGCGUAUGUCAGAGUAGAUAGCUGCCCAGAGGAACCCCAGCGACGGCUAAAAACUAAGGAAGAGGAAGAUUAUGAUGACGGUCUUUACGAUGCUGACAUGGACAUGGUUCGGUUUGAUGACGACAGCCCGUCUCCCUUUAUUCAAAUUCGCUCAGUUGCCAAGAAGCAUCCAAAGACUUGGCUCCACUAUAUUGCCGCUGACGAGGAGGACUGGGACUACGCUCCCUCAGCCCCCGCCUCCAGUGAGACAAGUUACAAACAUCUGUAUUUGAACAGUGGCCCUCAGCAGAUUGGCAGGAAGUACAAAAAAGUCCGAUUUAUGGCAUACACAGACGAAACCUUUAAGACCCGUAAAGCUGUGCAGUAUGAAUCAGGAAUCCUGGGGCCUUUACUUUAUGGAGAAGUUGGAGACACACUGUUGAUUAUAUUUAAAAAUCAAGCAAGCCGGCCAUACAAUAUCUACCCUCAUGGAAUCACUGGUGUCAGUCCUUUGCACUCAGGGAGACUGCCUAAAGGUGUGAAACAUUUGAAAGAUAUGCCAAUUCUGCCAGGAGAGAUAUUCAAGUAUAAAUGGACAGUGACUGUAGAAGACGGGCCAACUAAAUCAGAUCCUCGGUGCCUGACUCGAUAUUACUCAAGCUCCGUUAACCCAGAGAGGGAUCUGGCUUCAGGACUCAUUGGCCCUCUCCUCAUCUGCUACAAAGAAUCUGUAGAUCAAAGAGGAAACCAGAUGAUGUCAGACAAGAGAAACGUCAUCCUGUUUUCUGUAUUUGAUGAGAACCGAAGCUGGUACCUCGCAGAGAAUAUGAAGCGCUUUCUCCCCAACGCAGAUGCAGUACCGCCCCACGACCCCGAGUUCCAGGUCUCCAACGUCAUGCACAGCAUCAAUGGCUAUGUUUUUGACAACUUGCAGCUGUCGGUUUGUUUGCACGAGGUGGCGUACUGGUACAUUCUAAGCGUUGGAGCACAAACUGACUUCCUGUCUGUCUUCUUCUCUGGAUAUACCUUCAAACACAAAAUGGUCUAUGAAGACACGCUUACCCUCUUCCCAUUCUCAGGAGAAACUGUCUUCAUGUCAAUGGAAAAUCCAGGCCUCUGGGUGCUGGGAUGCCACAACUCAGACUUUCGGAACAGAGGCAUGACAGCCUUACUGAAGGUUUCUAAUUGUAAUGGGGACACUGAUGAUUAUUAUCAGGAUAUAUAUGAAGAUAUUCCAGCUUCCCUGCUACAUAGAAACAAUGUCAUUGAACCCAGAAGCUUCUCCCAGAAUUCAAGACACCCUAGCACUAGGCAAAAGCAAUUCAAAGCCACCACAACUCCAGAAAAUGACAUAGAGAAGAUUGACCCUCCUCAGCCUGGAGAAAGAACACAGCUGCUUAAAGUACAAAGUGUCUCCUCUAGUGAUUUGUUGAUGCUGCUGGGACAGAAUCCUACUCCACAUGGAUUACUCUUGUCUGAUCUCCAAGAAGUCACACAUGAAGCCAAUGAUCAUUUACUUGGAGCUAUAGAAAGCGACAAGGGCCCAUCUGAACUGGCAGAUCUCAGAGCAGAGCUCCAUCACCGUGGGGACGGAGUAUCUACUCCUAAGCCAGAACUAAAAUUAAGAUUAAAUGAGGAUUUGGUGACGACUGUAACAGCAGAGUUGAAGAACCUUGAUUUAAAAAUUUCUAGUUCAUCAGACAACCUAAUGGCUUCACCAACAAUUCCAUCAGGCAAGUUGGCAGCAGGUACUGAAAAGACAGGUUCCUUAGGACCCCCAAAUAUGUCAGUUCAGUUUAAUAGUCAUUUAGGUACCAUUGUAUUUGGCAAAAAUUCAUCUCACUCUAUUCAGUCCGGCAUACCUUUGGGCUUGAGUGAAGAAGAUCAUGAUUCCAAGUUGUUGGAAGCAGCUUUAGUGAAUAGUCAAGAAAGUUCACUGGGAGAAAAUGUGUUGCCAGUGGAGAGUAAUGGGUUAUUUAAAGAAGACAGAGUUCGUGGACCUGCUUCAUUAAUCAAAGAUAAUGCUUUAUUCAAAGUUAAUAUCUCUUUGAUAAAGACAAACAAGGCACCAAUUAACUUAACAACUAAUAGCGAGGCUCAUGUUGAUGUCCCAACAUUAUUAACUGAGAACAGUACAUCAAUCUGGCAAGAUACUGUAUUACAAGAUAAUGCUGAGUUUCAAGAAGUGACUUCUUUGAUUCACAAUGAAACAUUUAUGGACAGAAAUAUUACAGCUUUGGGGCUAAAUCAUGUGUCAAAUAAAACUACUGCAUCAAAAAAUGUGGAAGGGGUCCUCCAAAACAAAGAGGGCCCCAUGCCACUAGGUGCAGAAAAUCCAGAUCGCUCAUUCUUCAAGAAACUGUUCGCUCCAGAUUCAGCAAAGUGGAUAAAAAGGGCCCAUGGUGAGAAUUCCCUAAGCUCUGGGCAAAGGCCCGGUCCCAUGCAAUUAACAUCUUUAGGGUCAGAAAACUCUGUGAAAGAUCAGAAUUUUUUGUCAGAGAAGAAGGUGGUAGUAGGAAAGGAUGAAUUUACAAAGGACACAGAACUCAAAGAGAUGAGUUUUCCAAACAGCAAGAGCGUAUUUUUUCCUAACUUGGCUAAUGUCCAAGAAAAUGAUACCUACAAUCAAGAAGAAAAAUCUCAGGAAGAGAUAGAAAGAAAGGAGAAACUAACCCAAGAGAAUGUGGUUUUGCCUCAGGGAUAUACGGUGACUGACACUAAGAAUUCCCUGAAGAACCUUUUCUUACUAAGCAUGAAGCAAAAUGUGGAAGGUUUAGAUGAGGGGUCAUAUACUCCAAUACGUCAAGACACCAGGUCAUUACAUGAUUCAGCACAUAGAGCAGGGAUUCACAUGGUCCAUUUCUCCGAAAUAAGGGAGGAAGAAAACUUGGGAAAUCAAACAAAGGGAAUGGCAGAGAGGUUUUCAAGCACUCUGCAGAUGUCUCCUAAUCAAAGUCAGCAUAAUAUUCUCACUCAGCGUGGUAAGCGGGCCUUGAAACAAUCCAGACUCUCACUAGAAGGAACAAAGUUUGCAAGGGGGGUAAUUUUGAAUGACAUCUCAACCAAGUCAUCCAAAAACAUGAACUAUGUGACGCAUGGCGCCCUCACACAAAUAGAAGACAACCAGAAAGAUAAAGGUACUGCCACUCAGUCUGUCCUAUCAGAUUGUUCUAUGGGGAAUCAGGGCACCAUUCAAAUAAACGAGUCUUCAUUACCCAUUGCAGAGGAAUCAGCAUUUCCAUCAACUAGCCAUACAGAUCCCACCAAGAUCCCUUCCCAAGACAAAUCUUCUUAUCUUCUAGUAUCAGCCUACAGUCAUGCCUUCGGGGAGAGGAGUUCUGGGGUGCAAAAACACAGUCAUUUUACACAAGGAGCCAAGAGAAAGAACCUUUCUGUAGCCUUCCUAACCUCAGAAAUGACUGGAGGUGAAAGAAAGUUCAGCUCCCUAGGGAAAAGUGCCACAAACCAACUCAUGUACAAGAAACGUGAAAACGCUCUUCUGCAACCAGUCUUGUCUGAAGCAUCUGUCCAAGUUGAGUCACUCCUGAAAGCUCAUGUUCAUCAAGAAGACUCUCUCCCUACAAAAACUAGCAAUGAUUCUUCUGGCCACCUGGAUCUCAUGGGGAAGAUCUUCUUUCAGAAAACACAGGGAGCUGUUAAGUUAAAGAAAAUAAAUGGACCUGGAAAAGUGCCCUUUCUGAAAUGGACAACAGAGAGCUUUGAAAGGAUUCCCUCCAAGCUGCUGGGUCCCCUUGCUUGGGAUAACAAUAAUGCUACCCAGAUACCAGGAGAAGAGUGGAUAUCCCAAAAAAAGUCACAGAAAAACAUUGCUUUUAAGAGCAAAGACACCAUUGUGCCCCUGGGCCCUUGUGAAAACAGUCAUUCAGUAGCAGCAGUAAGUGAAGGACAAGGUAAACUCCAAAGAGAAGCCACUGGGGCAAAGCAAGGAGAGACUGGAAGAUUGUGCACAGAGAACCCACCAGUCUCAAAACGCCACCCAAGGGAAAUACCCCUUACUACUCUUCAGCCAGAGGAAGACAAAACUGAGUAUGAUGACAUGUUCUCAACUGAAAUGAAGAGAGAAGAUUUUGACAUCUAUGGUGAAGAUGAAAAUCCGGGCCUCCGGAGCUUUCAGAAGAGAACACGACACUAUUUCAUUGCUGCAGUGGAGCGUCUCUGGGAUUAUGGGAUGAAUACAUCUCCCCAUGCACUAAGAAACAGGGCUCCAGAUGGGGACGUCCCUCAGUUCAAGAAGGUGGUUUUCCAGGAAUUUACUGAUGGAUCCUUCACUCAGCCCUUAUACCGUGGAGAAUUGAAUGAGCACCUGGGACUCUUGGGACCAUACAUAAGAGCGGAAGUUGAAGACAAUAUCAUGGUGACGUUCAAAAACCAGGCCUCCCGUCCAUACUCCUUCUAUUCUAGCCUGAUUUCUUAUGAGGAAGAUGAGAGGCAAGGAGUGGAACCUAGAAAAAAGUUUGUCAGUCCUAACGAAACCAGGGUUUACUUUUGGAAAGUGCAGCAUCAUAUGGCACCCACUAAAGAUGAGUUCGACUGCAAGGCUUGGGCGUAUUUUUCGGACGUUGAUCUGGAAAAAGACAUGCACUCGGGCUUGAUCGGACCCCUUCUGAUCUGCCGCAGUAACACGCUGAGCCCCGCCCACGGGAGACAAGUGACGGUGCAGGAGUUUGCUCUGUUCUUCACUAUUUUUGAUGAGACUAAGAGCUGGUACUUCACGGAAAACAUGGAAAGGAACUGUAGAGCCCCCUGCCAGAUCCAGAAGGAGGAUCCCGCUUUUAAAGAGAAGUACCGCUUCCACGCCAUCAACGGCUAUGUGAUGGACACGCUGCCCGGCUUGGUCAUGGCUCAGGAUCAAACGGUCCGAUGGUACAUCCUCAGCAUGGGGAGCAAUGAGAACAUCCAUUCCAUUCACUUCAGCGGGCAGGUGUUCACUGUACGGAAAAGAGAGGAAUACAGGAUGGCAGUGUACAACCUGUACCCAGGUGUUUUUGAGACGGUGGAAAUGCUGCCAUCCAAAGUCGGGAUUUGGCGGAUAGAAUGCCUGAUCGGCCAGCACCUGCAGGCUGGCAUGAGCUCGCUCUUCCUGGUGUACAGCCCAAAGUGUCAGAUCCCACUGGGGAUGGCUUCUGGACGCAUUCAAGAUUUCCAGAUCACAGCUUCAGGACAGUAUGGACAAUGGGCCCCAAAGCUGGCCAGACUUCACUAUUCCGGAUCAGUCAACGCCUGGAGCACCAAAGACCCCAUUUCCUGGAUCAAGGUGGAUCUGUUGACACCAACGAUCAUUCACAGCAUCAUGACCCAGGGCGCCCGUCAGAAGUUGUCCAGCCUCUACGUCUCUCAGUUCAUCAUCAUGUAUAGUCUUGAUGGAAACAAGUGGCAGAGUUAUCGAGGGAAUUCCACUGGGACCUUAACGGUGUUCUUCGGCAAUGUGGACUCAUCUGGGAUAAAACACAAUAUUUUUAACCCUCCGAUUAUCGCUCGGUACAUCCGUUUGCACCCGACGCAUUACAGCAUCCGCAGCACUCUCCGCAUGGAGUUGAUGGGCUGUGAUCUAACCAGCUGCAGCAUGCCGCUGGGGAUGGAGAGUAAAGCAAUCCCGGAUGCGCAGAUUACCGCCUCGUCCUACUUAAAGAGCAUGUUGGCCACUUGGUCUCCCUCCCAAGCCCGGCUGCACCUCCAGGGGAGGACGAAUGCCUGGAGACCUCAGGCAAAUAAUCCAAAAGAGUGGCUGCAAGUGGACUUCCAGAAGACAGUGAAAGUCACAGGAAUAAUGACCCAGGGGGCAAAAUCGCUCCUCACCAGCAUGUAUGUGAAGGAGUUCCUUGUUUCCAGUAGCCAAGAUGGCCAUAGCUGGACUCUGUUUCUUCAGAACGGCAAAGUAAAGGUUUUUCAGGGAAAUCAAGACUCGUCCACACCGGUGGUGAACUCUCUAGACCCUCCGCUACUGACUCGCUACCUUAGAAUUCACCCCCAGAGCUGGGCACGCCAGAUCGCCCUGAGGCUGGAGGUGCUGGGCUGUGAGGCCCAGCAGGGGUACUGAGGGGCCAGGCGCACCCCCCCCACCUCCAGUGCUGCACCCCCUCCAACUUACCUUCUGCCUCCCAGCCUGGCCUCCCAGUCAUUCCCUGCCCACCCUGCCCUGGCGGACACAGCCCUGAAGCCUCCCAGUUGUCAGGACCCCACACUUCCCGGGAAGGUUGCAUUCAGUUCAACUCUCUUCCAUUUACCGCCACUGCGGCCAGAUUGCUUUCUGCUUCCAGCACCAGGAGGAAAUGAGGAAAGUCAUGUGGACAGCGCUCUCCUCCUGACAAGUCAGCCUCCCACAGCCUCCUGUUCCUCCUUUGUAGAACAGUGUGUUUGAGGUUUGCAGACGCUCAUCACGAUGGAAGCAUUUCUCAUGAGGCUUCAUACAUUUAAAAUAAAACUCUCCCUGUUUACGAUCCCGCUCAAACAUGGAGCAAAUCCACAUCACCAUAGCCUUGAAGCCAAAAGCAAGUCAUUCUAACAAUCCGCAAAAUGUAGAUUAUGGAAGAACCACUGCAUGAAAGUCGGAUACACUUAUAGAUAGACUUCUCCUAGUUGGCCAUCUUGGGGCAUCGUUAGCAGCACACUCUUACCUCAAACUAGUGUUUUUAAACUGAGACUCACAGGUGGGAUUCAAGAACCUCCAGAUCUGGGGACAACAUCAUGUAUGAAUGCAUAAGUGUGCUUUUCUGACAAGAGCAUCCAAAGAUGUAUUCAGAAUUUUAAAGGGGCAAAUCGCUCUCAAGAGUUCAAUGUAAUCUCAGAAGGAUGACA
This is a messenger RNA of Suricata suricatta (meerkat), 7974 nucleotides long. RefSeq names its product coagulation factor VIII (gene F8). Gene Ontology annotation, molecular function: copper ion binding; oxidoreductase activity. Bases 158 to 7216 code for a protein of 2352 amino acids. The transcript has 26 exons. The record is from RefSeq and is a predicted model, not a curated record. Lineage: Eukaryota; Metazoa; Chordata; Mammalia; Carnivora; Herpestidae.